CGCUGCGCGACCACCCGCCGCUCUCACUGCCGGCGGGACAAUGUAGUUCGCCGCCGCUGCGCGACAGCCUAAUGCUCUUUUUGGCCUAGGGCUCCCCGCCGACGCGUAUCCGACUGCUGCGGACCAAUGUCAUCGAAGAAGGCUGCUGCGACACGAGGGAAAUAUAUAUAUUUCGAAGAGGAAACCGACAUCGACAAUCGCAUUUUAGAGACACUAUUUUUUCACACUUCUUCUAUACGAUGCCUUUCGUAGCUGGAAACAAAUAAUCAAUAAUUUACCAGAGCAAUAAUAAUAACUUUUUACGUGUGUAGUCGAAAGCACUUUUUUCUCUCUCGUAUUCCUUUGACAAUCAUAUUUACACACGAAUAUAUAUAUAUACAUAUAUAUUUAACUCUGGAACACUUUUUAGAAUCGCCACUGAAUUAUUUUGCUGCAAACGUUUUUUCCUGUUCCGACACGGAUGACCAAUGUUUGAGUUAACUGACGUAGGAAUAUUCUAAACGAACACGGAGAGCCGCAUUUUUUCUCAGCUCCUGCAAUACAGAAAAGAAAGCAAUACAAUUUCUACUCUUCGUUACUAUUUAGGAACUCUUUCACGGUGCUACUACUUUUGAGACGGGACAGAGAAGAGGACUGUUUGCGGAAGGACGAACGAAUAAUAGUUGUCCGCAGUUCUGUCGGCCACAAAUUGCACAAAAGGAGGCGGGUUUUUUGUACUGGACGAGCAACGAACGUAUACGGUGUGUGGUCUACACGGAUUCGUCCAAUUUGCUGUGAACGUGAGGCGUAGAGAGGAGAGAGGGACAAAGUGCUGUCGGGAGAAGUGGAGGAAGGUGUUCCGGCAGACUUCGGUGGCCCAUGUUGUGUGUCGUUAUGGCCAGCAUGAACCGCACCGAGCAGGAGUUGUUGUACCGGCGAUCGCGCGAGGUGGUCGUGCCGUGCCAGAAGCACGAGGACGUGGUGCUCAGCGUGCUCAAGUCGCCGCUGAUCGCGUCCAAUCACCGGCCGGCGCCCGCGCCUCCGCCCCCGACGGCGACCACCACGCUCUUCCCGCCGGACGCCGGGGGCGGCGGGGGCGGCAGCAGCGGCGCGCAGUCGGGGGCUUCCGGGGCAGAGGACUGCGACGACGAGGAGCACGCGCGCCUCCGGCCGCCCACCAGCGGCGAAGAGACGGACGCGGAGGCGGCGCCGGGGGCGGCGGCCGCGGGGACGUCCGGCUACGACGACGAGCGGGGCCGCUUCGCCUUCUUCGAGCAGCAGCUGCGCCGCUUCCGGUCGCCGCGCUUCGGCGAGGCGCACCACAAGCGCGUGCCGACGCCCAUCAAGCGGAGGCGGCGCAGCGCCGGCCGCGACGGCGGCGCCGGGGGCGGAGGGGCUGCGUGCGGGGGCGGAGGCGGUGCGGGCGCCGGCGGCGGCGGCGAGAGGCGGCACCGGCCCAAGCCGCGGCCGCCGCCGCCCCUCGACGUCGACGACGACGUGCUCGGCGACGACGAAGACCUGGAGGAGGUGGCCGGCGACGGCGUCGUCGCGCAAGAGGGCGGCGGGCGCGGCGGGCCGCCCGGCGUGCCGGACCCCUACUACCCCAUCUACCUGCCCAUAGACCAGGCCUUCAAGGCCAAGUACGUGUUCCACCACAAGAAGGGCAAGACCUUCCAGGAGCGCGUCUACGUUUUCCUCGAGCACCCCGGCGGCUGGCUGUGCUUCGUUUACCACUUCACUGUGUGAGUAAGCCUCCUCACUGAAGGAUGCCCGCUCUCAUCCAUUUUUGCAAAUUAUCAUUGCUUUCAGUUGACAACUCAUGCCUUAGGAUGUCAAUGUUAGCUUCUGCAACUGAAAAUAAAAUUUAAUUCUUUCUCAUUUCAAAUAGGAAGGGGUACAGAAAUCAGUCGAAAAUUUUGUUUAUUGCGUAUCUUCGGUCACUGUGUGGCCACCGUCAGUGCUAAAAAUAUGUGAAUAACCAUUUACAAUAACGUAACAUACGUGGCUUAUUAAAUAGCAGUUACAUGAACUUUAGAUGCAAAUUAAAUAAAAUACGUGCCAGUACCUGAGUUAAAGCCGGCCGGGGUGGCCGAGCCGUUCUAGGCGCUACAGUCUGGAACCGUGCCGCUGCUACGGUCACAGGUUCGAAUCCUGCCUCGGGCAUUGAUGUGUGUGAUUUCCUUAGGCUACUUAGGUUUAAGUACUUCUAAG
This is a messenger RNA of Schistocerca cancellata (South American locust), 2190 nucleotides long. RefSeq lists its product as uncharacterized. The transcript has a single exon. The record is from RefSeq and is a predicted model, not a curated record. Lineage: Eukaryota; Metazoa; Arthropoda; Insecta; Orthoptera; Acrididae. The coding region runs from base 859 to 1725 and encodes 288 amino acids.